CGCGAGCUUUGGAGGCCGGGAGCGGUGGGACUUGGGCGGGCUGAGAUUUGUGCUGGGAAGGUCGUCGGACUUGGAUCGGAGCAGCACUUAGGAGACGCGGUGCAGUCGACCUCAAACUGUGUUCCUGCCCUUAGCCAGGGCUGACUGAGCUCUGGGACAGAGGGACUGGGGGGAUCCAGAAGGAUGGCAGCCGAGAGGCUGUGUCGGUGACUGGCUGGCUGCAGAGCUGUCUCUGCCGAAAGCCUCUGCAGUCCUGCCCGAUUGGCCCUGCCCCGAUGAGCGCUGCCUUUGGCAUCUAGGAGUAGGCCUCUGGAUGAACAGAGCCAUCAUGGGGACGACAGCCCCAGGGCCCAUUCACCUGCUAGAGCUCUGUGACCAGAAGCUCAUGGAGUUUGUCUGCAACGUGGACAAUAAGGACAUGGUGUGGCUGGAGGAGAUCGAGGAGGAGGCCGAGCGCAUGUUCACCAGAGAAUUCAGCAAGGAGCCCGAGCUGAUGCCCAAAACACCUUCUCAGAAGAACCGACGGAAAAAGAGACGGAUUUCUUAUGUUCAGGAUGAAAACAGAGACCCCGUCCGGAGAAGCAGGUUGUCCCGUAGAAAGACGCGGAGCAGCCAUCAGAGCUUCCGGCGCCUCCGCAGCAAGGACAAGGUGGAGAAGCUGGCCACAGUGGUGGGGGAGAACGGCUCCGUCCUGCGGCGGGUGACCCGUGCUGCGGCCGCAGCGGCAGCAUCCUCCACGGCAGCCACGCCUUCGCCCACCCCUGAGUCUCCCCCGGUGCUGACCGAGAAGCCCAAGGAGAGCCCGGCCCAGUGCCAGCUGGUACCCAUGGUGGAGAUUGGCAUCAGCGAGCGCCGGAGCGCUGAGCAGCACCUCAGCCAGCUCCAGUCUGCCCAGGCUCCACCCCCUACCCCGGCUCCGGCCGCUGCUCUGGCCUCCCAGAUCACCUUGACCUCGGAGGAGGACUCUACACCCCAGAAGCCAGAGGCCGGGAGACUGGAGUCUGUCACCGUGAGCUCCUUGAUAACUACACCCCAGGACCUCAAGGGCCGAGGGGUUGGAGCAGGAAGGUCCGCCUCCAAGCUCAGGAUUGCCGCGACCUCCCCAGGCCCGCAGGACUCGCCCAGCUCUCCGGCCUCCCCGUGGCGGGAGCGGGUGCUGGCUCCCAUCCUGCCGGAUAACUUCUCCACACCCACGGGCUCCCGUGUGGACCGCAGGUCAGUGCGGCGCAGCCUGAUCGCCCCGUCCUCCCCGGGUCCCCAGGUCUCGCUGGCCCAGAAUUACUCCCUGGUUUCCAAAGAGGAGAGCGCCGUCCGAAGAUCAAGCAGAAGGAUUGCCAGGAAGGCCACCAAAGAGCCGGCCGCCUCCGCCCGCAUCAUCUGCCACAGUUACCUGGAGAGGCUCCUGAAUGUCGAGGUGCCUCAGAAAGUGAGCCCCACGGCGGAGGAGCCCAGCAAGGAAGCUGAGCCAGAGGAGGCAGCUGAGCCGGAGGUCCCCAAGAACAGUGGCAGCGCCUUGCAGCUCCGCAGUACCACCAAGAUCGCCAUUAGCACGCCCGGCUCGCAGCCUGCAGCCGGUGGCCAGGGAACGCCCUCUGAAGGGCGGCCGGAGGCCAAGACUGACCAAGCAGAUGGCCCCAAGGAGCCGCCUCAGAGUGUCAGGAGGAAGCGCAGCUACAAGCAGGCCGUGAGUGAGCUGGAUGAAGAACAGCAGCUGGAGGAUGAAGAGCUGCAGCCCCCCAGGAGCAAGACCCCUUCCCCGCCCUGUCCCGCCAGCAAGGUGGUGCGGCCCCUCCGGACCUUCCUGCACACCGUGCAGAGGAACCAGACGCUCAUGACCCCGACCUCGACCCCUCACAGCAGCGUGAAAUCCUUCAUGAAGCGCAACACUCCCCUGCGCGUGGACCCCAAGUGCAGCUUUGUCGGCUCAGGUGAGGGCACUCGUGACUCAGGCCCUUGGGAGGCCUUUGGGGUCGUCCUGGCCCAGCGCGGGGCUGCCCUCACUCCCCCACCGCCAUCCCCCCAGGCGAAGGAGCGGCAGCGCCUGGAGAACCUGCGGCGGAAGGAGGAGGCCGAGCAGCUCCGCAGGCAGAAGGUGGAGGAGGACAAGCGGCGCCGGCUGGAGGAGGUGAAGCUGAAGCGUGAGGAGCGCCUCCGUAAGGUGCUGCAGGCCCGGGAACGGGUGGAGCAGAUGAAGGAGGAGAAGAAGAAGCAGAUCGAGCAGAAGUUUGCUCAGAUCGACGAGAAGACGGAGAAGGCCAAGGAGGAGCGGCUGGCCGAGGAGAAGGCCAAGAAGAAGGCGGCGGCCAAGAAGAUGGGGGAGGUGGAGGCGCGCAGGAGGCAGGAGGACGAGGCGCGGAGGCUCAGGUGGCUACAGCAGGAGGAGGAGGAGAGGCGCCACCAGGAGCUGCUGCAGAGGAGGAGGGAGGAAGAGCAGGAGCGGCUGCGGAAGGCAGCCGAGGCCAAGAGGCUGGUGGAGCAGCGCGAGCUGGAGCGGCUGCAGGCCGAGAGGGAGCUGCAGGAGAGGGAGAAGGCCCUGCGGCUACAGAAGGAGCGGCUGCAGAGGGAGCUGGAGGAGAAGAAGAAAAAGGAAGAACAGCAGCGCCUGGCUGAGCAGCGGCUGCAGGAGGAGCAGGAGAAGAAAGCCAGGGAGGCCGCGGCGGCCAGCAAAAGCCUGAACGUGACCGUGGACGUGCAGUCUCCAGCUUGUACCUCGUAUCAAAUGACCCCACAGGGACACAGGGCGCCCCCCAAGAUCAACCCGGAUAACUACGGGAUGGAUCUGAACAGCGAUGACUCCACCGAUGACGAGGCCCAUCCCCGGAAGCCCAUCCCCAACUGGGCCAGAGGCACCCAGCUUAGCCAGGCCAUCAUCCACCAGUACUACCACCCCCCGAACCUUCUGGAACUCUUCGGAACCAUUCUGCCACUGGACUUGGAGGACAUCUUCAAGAAGAGCAAGCCCCGCUACCAUAAGCGCACCAGCUCUGCCGUGUGGAACUCGCCGCCCCUGCAGGGCCCCAGGGUCCCUGGCAGCCUGGCCUACAGCCUGAAGAAGCACUGAGCCAGGCCCUCGGGCCUGCUGGGCAGCCUCAGCCUUCAUCUGUGUCUGUAUGUCUGUGUCUCUGUUGGUCUGGUGCCGUCCUGCCUCGUAUCCUGUCGCUGAGGGUUCGGUCAAGUGUAUAUAGACGUCCUCUGUGGGCUACGGGGGAAGGCGGCUCGGGCCUGUUGGGAGGCCAAGCUUGUUGGGUGUUCGGGGAAGACCCAGGGCCAGCCUUGCCUGGUCUGCUGACAGCACUCUGUAAAUAGAUUGUUAGAGUUCAACUGAAUUUUAGCCUCUAGUGUUUGAGAGCUAGAUUAAUAAAGUCUGUUCCUUCAUGCCUGCUGUGAGUAUCAUGAAGACUGCGCUCCUCUGCAGAAAGCCCCGGACCCUGGCCCCGUCUCGGGCCGCUGGAUGGGCUGGAGGAAUAGGACCUGCUUUUUCUCCUGGGAUGUGUGUCAAGGCCACCUGGGUCCCACCCCCAGAGAUGCCGACGGAGUGGGUGAUUCUGAUACCACCCUGGACAACCCUGAGAAACACUUCAGUUACUUUCAUGUUGGGGCAGGUGACGCUACUUCCCGUUUUUCUGGGGAGCGCCCUGCCUGUAGAGGGGGGCUCAUUCAGUAGGUAAGACCUGGAGUUGAGGUCAGGGGAACUGGGCUCUUGACACAGCUCUGCCGCUUAAGAGAGGCCCUCAGCCCCUCCACGCCUCAGGCUCCACCCACCCUUGCUGCACGGAUGGUGAAAGGACUUGAGAACGUGGACGUGCUGCUGAAGCAGGAGAUCUGGGUUAGGAAGGGGCCGUCUCUUGAAACUCCCUCGGGACCAGUACGUGCAAGUAGUUGAGAUGUUUCUCCAGCAAAUCCAGGCAGCUGCUAAUUCAAUGCUUAGUGUCCCUGGAAGCUGGCCCUGCCCCAUCGCUGCCAACCAUGUUCUAAACGUGCCACAGCUUCAUCAUCUCCUACUCCAGCCCCUGGAAUGGGGGUUGGUGAAUUGGGGCCUAUGGGCCAAAUCAAGUUGCAGUCCAUUUUUGUAAAGUUUCAUUGGAACCCGCCCAGUAGAAAUGAAUGCCUGUUGUCUCCGGCUACUCCGCUGAGGGCAGAGUUAAGUAGUUACAACAGAGGCCUUAUGGAUCGCAAAGCUGAGAAUAUUUACUAUGAACCUUUACAGAAGAUGUUUGCUGACCCUGCUUUAGGACAAAAUCAAGGCUGAAUAUAAGAGAGCUUUUUAAAAUGAGUAAAGAGUGAAUGCACACAACAGAAUGAAAUCUAGAAGAUUCCACCACGCAAAGAAAAACACUUUACAGUUCAUUCAAAUACGGUGCGAAUUUAAAUUUGUUCCAUAUGUUCUCUGAUGAGAAACUGUUGUGUUGAGUCAACUGGUGAAUGUGUCUUUGCCUGAAACCACAAUGUCAAAAUAUUACCUCUUAUAAAAGCAUAUUUACAUAG
Molecule: messenger RNA, 4485 nt
Organism: Aethalodelphis obliquidens (Pacific white-sided dolphin)
Lineage: Eukaryota; Metazoa; Chordata; Mammalia; Artiodactyla; Delphinidae
Gene: INCENP
Product: inner centromere protein
Exons: 20
Coding region: 314-3061 (915 amino acids)
Biological process (GO): meiotic spindle midzone assembly; metaphase chromosome alignment; mitotic cytokinesis
Cellular component (GO): chromosome passenger complex; nucleus; meiotic spindle midzone
Source: RefSeq, a predicted model, not a curated record